AUGGAGUCACCCCAGAAUGCGCAAGAUGCAUUUCGAGAAGAGCCUGCUACGCAGCCUCCGGAGGUAGAGGGGAAAGAGCUAGAACACAACGUCGAAGAUCAUCAAAAGAGAACGGAUAUCGAAGCCCUCAAGCAUGACUUGAAAAACAAGGUCAAACCCGACAUUCGCGACAACGUAAAAGAGGGUGGAAAGAAUUCUCCUGAUCAAACUCACGAACAAACAGUCGAAAACGAGAAGCAGCUUGAGGCUACACUUGGAGACGAUGAAAGCGUCGGAGAGCUCGGAGAUGCAGAGGGCGGAGCUGAAUUGCAGCAUGGUCGUAACCAAAGAUCUCCUGAGACAGGCAACGAUGUAGGAAACGUUCAGAUUCCUUCGCCUGGCCAAGAUGAACAUCGAACGUCUCUCGAAGACCUACUGAAAUGGCCUCCAUCCCGUGUAUGGCACUCUCCUGGGCCUGCGGGGGGAGAACAAAUACUACUGCCACCAUCAAAAACCUCAUCGACGAUUAAAUUAGGGACCUCGGAAAUGGAACAGCUACCUUUAGGGCAUUCAUUAGAACAAUUAAUGUUGCAACCAGAAAAUGUUGCUCUCCCCAAACGCAAAAAGAAACAAGCAAAAGACACAGAUUUUGGGGAUUGGGGCCUAGUGGCUAGUAAGGCUAAGGAUAAACACGUCGAUGAUUGGGGCUUCGGUGCUUGGGGGGCGACUAGCAAGUCUAAGACGAGAAAGAAAGGAAAGAAGAUAGAAAAGCAGAUGCCGCCUUUACCGCCGCCGAUCGCUCCUGAGGUAGAAGCCUAUCGGGCUAACGUCAAUCGGCUGGCCACAAAUUUCUCACAUUUCGAGAACGUUGCUGCUGGAAAGACACGCCAUCAUUGGAGUCCACGAAUUGUUGUGCACAAUCGAGUCGAGCCUGCGCAUCCUGAGGUCAUCGCAAUACAAGAACCUUGGAAGGAGCGUCAGUCAGCACCACACUACCAGGAAUUUUACGACACGCUAAGAAAUGUUCCGGUCGGUUGUGUCCAACGAACUAUUCUAGUGGAGGAUCUUACCCCAUCUUUGAUCGACCUCUUGGGAGCAAGUUUUCAGAUUCCACCACAUGUUUUUGAAGAACAUCUGGAAGGGGGAGGGUAUAGAACAACGCCAGAGAACCGCGAUAAUGCAAACACAUGGCAUACCCGCUCCUCCGCUCAAGGAUAUUCGUCUAUUACUUGGUACCGCCCGGUCUUGCCGCUGUUCCCUAUUACCUCGAGAUUUCGAGCCCGGCUUGUUAGGGAUCGAAAACCGUCCCUCCGCUGUGUUUAUGACGGCUGUGAACGACGUCACGACAUCCGUCUGCAAACGACCGCAAAUAUCUGGCGUCGUAGUCUUGAACUCUGUCCUGAACCCGGAGUUUAUCACAAAGGAUCUGAGACAGAGUUCCCCGUAGGAUGGGAAGAAAGGGCUACGAUUUGGACUCGAGAUAUUGAUGGCUGUAGAUUCGUGAUAUUACUACUCGAUCCACUACCGGUCACUGUUGUUAGUGAGAGCACAGGGGGUGCCCAAACACAACACCAGCACCGCCCACCGGUACUCGUCAGUCUGUUGCGAAGACCAGAAGUGCUAAUGACGAAGGCCCGCACCUCUCGGGCCAAAGAGGAGCCUCAGUCUAGCAAUGUUCAAGACUGGAUUGCACAAGCAUCUCACUAUUCUGUUGAUCCCGAUUCUCAUCGUCCUGAAAGCUCACCGUUGCCGCCACCUCCAGAAACAAUGCCAGUGCAAUUACGGCCCUUACCUAUUACACUAUCUGCUGCAGGCCUACCACCACUACCGCCGCCGCCGCCGCCACCUGGAAUUGCUCUAAUUCCAGUACGAAGGAACCAAUCACGGACUACUGGGGCCAAGAUUAAGAUCCAGGAGGCAGAUUUCUCUCCAGCUGCUUUGAGGCGACGAGCCACAAAGCCUGAUAUGGAGCUCCCUUCGCCUUCAAGCGGUCCUGAAGACGUUGGAACAUCCAAUUUACGCAACAGGAAACGCUCUAUUAGCGAUUCUAGGAAUCCGCGUCCGCCUUCAGUAGAAGUGUCUCGACCACCACUGCCACUUGUAGAUGAAGAAUCUAUAGUGACUGAAACCCACGGACCUUUCGUUCCAUUCCACCCAAUCAAAGCCAGACAGUCUUCAUCCGCCAGAAUCGGUAAUGUCUUUACAACCCUGCAUACCCGCGCGUACCUAAAAAGUUUGCAAGUCCCGACGUCAACGUUGGAAGAAUUCGAGUACUUCCUGCAGCGGCCUAGCAAAGGAAAAGAAACGGCACAUGAUCCAUUCCGGGCGCUCUUCCGUGUUAUCCACGACGACACACACAGCCUCGUAGAUAUUAUUCGCAUUUCUCAACAGCGCAUUCGCGAGGGCACCAUGGACGAGGAUUUGAUGCAAAAGCGCGUCACCUUCUGGAGGGGUCUACUUCAUCGACUUAAUUUCAGUCUCGCGGAGGUGGAUCAACGGCUGCGUGCAUUUGUGCAUUUCACCUACGACUCUGAAACGCAUCCUUUCACGUUUGAUCAGCGCACAGAACUGCCGUCUGAGAAGCUCGCAAAAGAAACGAAGCAAACGCUACGCAGCUGCAUCGAUCUCCUCGACCGGUCAUCCAACUCGCUACUUGCCGAAAUGCAGAUCGUCGACAGUCGACGAAGCAUAGCGGAAGCAGAGAGCGUCUCCAAACUCACCGAGCUUGCGUUCGUCUUCAUCCCGCUAUCCUUCGUAGCGAGUCUCUUCAGUAUGCAAAUCCACGAGUUGGACGGAGGCGUGUCGCUAUACGUCUUUGUGAUGGUGGCAAUUGGGUUUGUGCUCGUCGCCUAUGCGGGACGCCUUAGCAUUCGCAGCUCGCGCCUGAUCGAAUACAAGAGCAAAGUCCUGCUCCAAAUCCGCGACAAAUCCCAGAUUCAAUACAACCAGCCUAUUCCUACACAUACCUUCCUCGCAUGGGUCGGCAAAGCUAUGGGCGGGAUAGCAAUUAAAUCCAUGAAGAGCUUUAUUGCAGUCUUCGCACCGCUCAUGCUCGUUUUGGCGAUCUUGGCUGCUAUCCUUAGUCCUAUCAUCUUGCUUUGGCUACGCAACAUUAGUAAAGGUUUCACAGCUGUCAUUACGGUAUUGUUACUACUACUAGAUGUGAUGCUCGUCUAUCCAGUAGUAGUCACCGCAUCUGGAACGUUUGAGCUCAAUCCCAGAACAAUGAUACGCGAGAUUCAAAGGAACCGCGAAAUGAAGCGAAAGAGAAAGAAUAAGACGAAAAAGCGACGAAAGGAGAAAGUGGGCAUAGAUCCAGAGUCAUUAGAUGUAGAGAGCAGUGAUGAAAGCGAUAAAGAUUAUGUGUAG
This is a messenger RNA of Cucurbitaria berberidis CBS 394.84, 3348 nucleotides long. RefSeq lists its product as uncharacterized. The record is from RefSeq and is a predicted model, not a curated record. NCBI's taxonomy places the organism in Eukaryota, Fungi, Ascomycota, Dothideomycetes, Pleosporales, Cucurbitariaceae. The transcript is spliced from 3 exons. The coding region runs from base 1 to 3348 and encodes 1115 amino acids.